AUGAAACUACGUCUUCAAGAAAGAAAAGCAUCACCAUUGUUACAAUAUGGCACAUUACAACUUUUAUUUCUAAAUCUAAGUGAAGGAGAAACAAACAAACAAACAAAUUUUAAUGGUUCUCAUGAGAAUCUGCAAAAACGUUUUGUUGAAAAUGAAAUAAAGAAAAACAGAGAAACUAAUAUCACAGAAGCCUCCAAAUAA
This is a messenger RNA of Clunio marinus, 201 nucleotides long. NCBI's taxonomy places the organism in Eukaryota, Metazoa, Arthropoda, Insecta, Diptera, Chironomidae. The record is from the annotation of a GenBank genome assembly.